AUGUCUUACCGGAGUCAAAUGCAAACGAAUGCGCCAAUCGCCAAAACCCAACCAGACAGUGCAAUAAGUGAAGCACUCACAACUGUGUCUAAUACGAACAGACCUGCAAAUCAGAAUGCAUCUGGAGAUACAGGGGACAAUAAUUCACCUUGUGAGCAGGCGAAAAAAAGCGGCGUUGAUCAGUCUAAUGUAGUAACGCAUGGGGGGAAAUUGGCAAGCGUACUUCAGGCUGCAAGUGCACCACAUGCCUUGGCAACUUGCACAAAAGCAUUUCCUUCUACGCCCCCAAUAAUUACCUCCAAAACCUCAGGACCAAUUAAUAACACAGCGGUAACUAACAGCCCUCCGGAGAACAAGACGAAUUUAAUCAUCAACUACCUCCCCCCGAACAUGAGCCAAGAGGAAGUGCGUGCUCUGUUUUCGAGCAUCGGCGAGGUGGAGAGUUGUAAGCUGGUCCGGGAAAAGACAUCUGGUGAGAGCUUGGGAUAUGCCUUUGUCAAAUUCUAUGAUCCGGUGGAUGCAGGAAAAGCUAUAAAAACCCUUAAUGGUCUGAGACUGCAGAAUAAAACAGUCAAGGUGUCUCUAGCUCGACCCAGUUCGGAAGCAAUCAAAGGCGCAAAUUUGUAUAUUUGUGGCCUGCCGCGGAAAAUGACGCAACCGGAGUUGGAGAAACUAUUCAGCGCUUGCGGACACAUUAUCACUGCGAGGAUAUUGUACGAUACGAAAACCGGCUUAUCUCGUGGUGUUGCUUUUAUUCGCUAUGAUCAGCGCACGGAAGCUGAGGCCGCGAUUCGCAAACUGAAUGGCUAUCUGCCACCCGGAGCAACCGAACCCAUUACAGUUAAAUUCGCCAAUUCUCCAAGCUCAAAUCGGGCAGAAAACAUGAGUUUGGGUUUAAUGAAGUCCGCUGAUGGUGAUACAGUGUCCAGAUUUGCUCCAGGCUGCGGCAUUUCCACUAACGGCCCAGUUAGUCCACUUGCCGGAAUUGAUAUGUCGCCUCCCCUGGACGGAUGUAGUUCACUCUCAUGUCGCUCGCAGAAUAUGAUGCCCGGUAUACAUCCGCUGGGGCAACCCCGUCCAUUUCCACCAGGACGUGGUACCAGCGAUUCUGGGCAGAAUGACCGAACUCCGCCCCCUGGGUUCGUUUAUCAGGCGCACCGUCCAAACGUGAGUCACUCAUGUACGAUAGCCUGUAACAACACCUGUGGCUUUACCAACACCAUCGAGUGCGGUCCAAACUCCAGUCCUUUGGUCGCACCGACCCCUAAUUGUUUCUCACCCCAAGUGCUACCGAACAGCUAUCCGCUUCCAUCAACCCACGGUGGCCCGGCUGUGCGCCCCGAUGGAUCCAUGUUUCAGCGUCCAUCAGGAACAGGACGCCUGAAGUAUCACACGGCAGCUGCAAAUACAGCCACUGGUGUAAGUCUGCGAUUCCCCAACAGUAUGUUAGGCGGUUCAGUGCCACCGAAUUUUCCCACAGGGCUACCCAGUUUUGGAAUGGACUUUAUGCGUAGCCUAGGUCCCAGUGCCCAUGCACUUCUGGCGCCGGCAUUUGCAGCAAGUUCAGGUGCUCUAACGGCCACUGGUUGGUGCAUCUUUGUAUACAAUCUCGCUCCGGAUACCGAGGAAUCCACGUUGUGGCAACUUUUCGGACCCUUUGGUGCGGUUCAAACGGUCAAAGUUAUUCGGGAUCCACUCACAAGCAAGUGUAAGGGCUUCGGUUUCGUCACCAUGAGUAAUUAUGAGGAAGCACUGCUUGCUAUCCACUCGCUUAACGGAUUCAAUCUUGGCAACCGAGUACUCCAAGUUUCUUUCAAAACAACGCCAAAUUCAAAACACAUGAAAUAUACGCCUAAUAUUGCUCCCGAAGUUGCCAUGGGGACGGGUUUACAGAGUUCACUCACUCCCGUGCCCAGUUCAUUUGGAAAGCAUGUU
Molecule: messenger RNA, 1935 nt
Organism: Opisthorchis viverrini
Lineage: Eukaryota; Metazoa; Platyhelminthes; Trematoda; Opisthorchiida; Opisthorchiidae
Exons: 1
Cellular component (GO): ribonucleoprotein complex
Molecular function (GO): RNA binding
Source: RefSeq, a predicted model, not a curated record